This is a messenger RNA of Panicum virgatum (switchgrass), 570 nucleotides long. Its product is annotated as E3 ubiquitin-protein ligase Os03g0188200-like. The record is from RefSeq and is a predicted model, not a curated record. Lineage: Eukaryota; Viridiplantae; Streptophyta; Magnoliopsida; Poales; Poaceae. The transcript has 3 exons. The coding region runs from base 1 to 570 and encodes 189 amino acids.
AUGCACUCCAAGGCGCCGAUGUUCCCCCACCUGCUCGUCGUGGCCGCGCGGUACCACAAAAAGAUCGGCAUCGCCGUGUUCUCCCUCGUCGGCACUUCCGAGCGGGGGCGGCGCCUGGGCCCUCCACUCCGCGGGCUCCAGCGGUGCCUGCGCGGCGUCGUCCGGCUGCUCCGCGGCCUCCCGUUGCGUUGCACGCGCGCCGGCAGGCUGCGGCGGUGCCCGACCAGCCGCGGCGACCCUGCUCCCUUGCCUCAGUUCUUUGUGCCAAGCAGAGAAAGCUAUGGCAUUGCCGUUCUUGCGCGGGAGCCGCCGGUGCUGCGGCGUGGCGGCGCGCAGGUGGUUGGCGUCGAUGGCAUCGUGCAGCCCGACGCCGACGGUGCGUCCGCGUCGUCAGAGUGCUCUGUGUGCUUGUGCGAGGUGGAGGAGGGGGGCACGGUGAAGCGGUUGCCGGUGUGCCUGCACAAGUUCCACCAGCACUACAUCGACCGCUGGCUGCGUGACCACCCCACGUGCCCGGUGUGCCGGUGCGACGUCGCCGUCUCUACGCACCUGCCGGCGCAACUGGCGUGA